AUUCGCUCUAAAAAUUAUACAAAAUGGUGUCCGAUUUCAGAAAGAAGAAACUCGUACAUGUCUUCACGGCUUUCUUUGACACCAACAAGAGCGGUAGCAUUGACAAGAAGGAUUUCGUAUUAGCUAUCGAGAAGACCGCAAAAUUGAGAGGAUGGAAAGAAGGUGAUGUUACAUACAAACUACUCCAGGAAACGUUGAUGGCUGUAUGGGAAGGUAUCCAAAGUAGUGCCGACGCUGACAAGGAUGGACAGGUGACAUUAGACGAAUGGAUCUCAAUGUGGGAUAAUUUCUCGAAGAAUCCCGCUAAAGCUGCAGAUUGGCAGAGACUGUAUGCCAAAUGCAUCUUCCAGCUUGAAGACUCUAGCAACGAUGGGGCUAUUGAUAGUGAGGAAUUCUCUUCUGUUUAUGCUUCUUUAGGCUUGGAUAAAGUGGAGGCGACUGCUGCCUUCGGAAAGAUGGCUCAAGGCAAGGACAAGGUCAAUUGGGAAGAGUUCGAGAAACUAUGGAAUGAGUACUUCGCAUCCGAAGACGUGAACGCCCCUGGCAAUUUCAUCUUUGGCAAAACAAGUUACUGAUUUGAUUUGUUGAUAAUCUGAUUGUGCAUUUACGUAAUAAGUGAUUGUGAUACUAAUGGUGUGAUUAAUUGUUCAACUAAUCUGAAAGCGAAUGAUAAAUUAUACGUUUAUUUAUU
Molecule: messenger RNA, 691 nt
Organism: Diatraea saccharalis (sugarcane borer)
Lineage: Eukaryota; Metazoa; Arthropoda; Insecta; Lepidoptera; Crambidae
Source: the annotation of a GenBank genome assembly